AUGAGGAUAGCUCACGGCUCCAUGAGAAUGCGUUUGAUGAAAGAGGCUCUAACACAAGCAGUCUUCAUCCUUUCAUUAAGCAUUCCAUCAGGCAAUUCCGAAUCCUUCCACAACAUUUCUUUCAAUUUCCCGUCUUUUCAAUCAAACGAUCAGGGAAUAACUUUUCAAGGCAAUGCCUCCGUACUGAACUCCAUCAUCCAACUCACUACUCUGGGUAAGACAUCAUCUCCAGUUGGCCGAGCAAUAUAUCAUCAACCCAUGCACCUGUGGGACAGUUCAACAGGGAAUGUGACAGAUUUUGUCACCCAUUUUACUUUCGCUAUGGAUUCCAAUUUAGACGAAAACCAUGCUGACGGAUUGGUAUUCUUUCUCGCUCCAAAUGGAUCACAGAUCCCUGAACGCUCAGAAGGAGGCUUUCUAGGCCUCACUGCGAGUCUAAACUCUACCAACUCUAGUACUGCAUUUGUUGCAGUAGAGUUUGAUCCUUUUCAUGACUCUGUGACAAAUACUUGGGAUCCACAAUGUGAACAUGUUGGUAUCGAUGUAAACAGCGUGGCUUCUGUCACUGAAAGUUGUGUCUCGUGGAUGAAUUACAACAUACUCCAUGGUCAAGAGCUCCAUGCUCAGGUCACAUACGAUUCUAGAGCAAUGAACUUGAGUGUUGUUUUUGGAGACGAUGCUGAAAAUUCUACCAGCCUUUACUAUCAGCCACUCAACCUGACAGAGUACUUGCCGGAAUGGGUCGUUUUUGGUUUUUCGGCAACAACAGGGCAGGCGUUUGAGGCUCAUUCCAUUUUCUCAUGGGAAUUCAACUCUAGUCUACGAAUCCUUGACACAGUAAAUGGUACGAACAAUACCGUCAAUCCACCUGAUGGUGGCUUGACACGAGGGAAAAAGAGUGAGCUGAAGAGAAAUAGAAAUGAUCAAAGUGGAGAAGAAGAAAACGUGCCCAGGAUGGAUGAAGAAUUUGAACAGUCGAAGGGACCCAAGAAGUACUCCUACAAGGUCUUGGCUAUUGCGACUGACAACUUUGCCAAUACCCGGUUGCUCGGGAAAGGAGGUUUUGGUGUGUAUGAAGGCCACCUCGUUGAUGUAGGUUCCCAUGUCGCCAUUAAAAAGAUCACUCCAAAUUCCAAACAAGGUGUGAAGGAGUACGCCACUGAAGUGAAGACGAUUAGACAUCUCAGGCAUAAAAAUUUAGUGGAGCUCGUCGGCUGGUGUCAUGAGAGAAACAAGUUCCUCCUCGUGUAUGAGUUCAUGUCUAACGGUAGCUUAGACUCUCAUUUAUUUGAAGAUAAAUUGCCAUUAACAUGGGAAAAGAGGUACAAUAUUGCUCAAGGGGUCGCCUUAGGACUGAGAUACUUGCACGAGGAUUUGAAACAAUGCAUCAUGCACAGGGAUAUAAAGUCUAGCAAUAUCCUCCUUGAUGCACAAUUUGAGGCUAAAUUGGGUGAUUUUGGCUUGGCUAGGAUAGUUGACCAUGCCAAAGGCUCGCAAACGACACUAGUGGCAGGGACCAUGGGAUAUUUGGCCCCUGAAUGCAUUUAUACAGGCAAGGUAUGUAAGGAAUCUGAUGUCUAUAGUUUCGGAGUCGUCCUCUUAGAAAUUGCGUGUGGAAGAAAAGCUAUCGAACAGAGUGCAUCAGAAGACCGAGUUCAACUCGUGGAGUGGGUCUGGGAUCUCUAUGGAACAAGAAAGCUAUUAGAUGCGGCAGAUCCCAAGUUAGGAGAAAAUUUCAAUGCAAGACAAAUGGAGUGCUUGAUGAUCGUAGGCCUCUGGUGCGUUCAUCCGGACCCUAAGGAGCGGCCUCCUAUAAGCAAAGCGAUAAGCUUUUUGAACUUCGAUGCUUCACCACCCAUUCUCCCGCCAAAGAUGCCCAUCCCAACAUAUAUCGUGCCUCCAUCGUCGAUGCCCGAAUCGUCGCACGUUUCGUCCGCAACCUUCGGAAGCAGUGAACCAUAGAGCGCUU
Eucalyptus grandis is the source of this 1969-nucleotide messenger RNA. Its product is annotated as L-type lectin-domain containing receptor kinase IX.1. Gene Ontology annotation, biological process: protein phosphorylation. Lineage: Eukaryota; Viridiplantae; Streptophyta; Magnoliopsida; Myrtales; Myrtaceae. Gene Ontology annotation, molecular function: protein kinase activity; carbohydrate binding; ATP binding. The record is from RefSeq and is a predicted model, not a curated record. Gene Ontology annotation, cellular component: plasma membrane.